Olea europaea var. sylvestris is the source of this 2450-nucleotide messenger RNA. RefSeq lists its product as uncharacterized. The record is from RefSeq and is a predicted model, not a curated record. Bases 210 to 1673 code for a protein of 487 amino acids. NCBI's taxonomy places the organism in Eukaryota, Viridiplantae, Streptophyta, Magnoliopsida, Lamiales, Oleaceae. The transcript has 2 exons.
AUCAUUUUAAACACCCAAACCUUUAUUUUCCCCUAAAUUCAGAUUCCUCAAACCAUCUCUUCCCGUCGUCGGCAAUCAAUGGCUCUAAACUGGAAAUCGACACAUCCAAACACCGACGAUUUUAGUUGAAAAAUUGCAAGCCCAAAAACUCCAAAAUAAUGACCCGUUCGCGGCUGAUUUGGCGACCUGUUCGUGGCUGAGUUCGCGACAUGCUUGGUGUUGAGAGUGAAUCUACAGAUGAAGACCCUGACUUCAACGACUCGGACUACAAUGUAUAUGAUGAUGAUGAUUGCUUAUUCGAUCGUAAUGUGACCGAAGGCAUCGAAAUGGGUAUGCAUAUUGUGGAACGGGUAGAAGGCCAAGAAUUUGAUAGUUCUUCGUAUGCAUCAUCGGAGGAGCUAAACUUCUUAAGUGGUUCAGAUUCGGAGGGAUUAAGUGGUAAACUCAAUUAUCCUGAAUAUUAUGUUGGUAGUGAGAAGAGAAAUCCUCAAUUUGAGGUGGGGUUAUUGUUUGCGACGUUUGAGGAAUUAAAAUCUGCGGUGAGGGAUUAUGCGGUAUUCAAUCAAGUUGAACCGAUUUUCAAAUGCAACGAGAAAAAUAAAUUGCAUUGUGUUUGCAAGGAAGGUUGUCCAUGGAAGUUGUGGGCUUCGAAGAUACAAGGUCGAGAAAUGGUCCAGAUUAAAAUGUAUGACCCUAGGCACACUUGCUUUAAGGCACGUGCAAAUAAGUACGUAACCUAUAAGUGGUUGGCCGAUUACUAUUUGGAUAAUUUCAAAUCCGAUCCUAAUUGGAAGACAAAAAAUAUUAGAGCUACAGUUAGAAUGGAUUCGGAAGUGCACAUUACUAAGAAAGUAGCUUCAAACGCUAGAAAGUACGCCAAAGUAUUAGUAGAGGGGAGUGAUGAGGAACAAUUUGCGAUGUUAGGAUGCUAUGCUGACGAAUUAAGGAGAACAAAUCCAGGUUCAACCGUGCUUAUCUCUCAAGUGGAUAAUGUGUUCAGGGGUAUUUAUGUUUGCAUAGAGGCAUGUAAGAAGGGUUUUCUGCAGGGGUGUAGACGCUUUGUCGAUGUUGAUGGAUGUUUUUUGAAAGGGAAAUAUGGUGGUCAACUGCUAACAGCAGUUGGCGUAGAUGCAGAUGAUUGUAUAUACCCGAUUGCAUAUGCAAUUGUGGAGAGGGAGAACACUAGUUCGUGGAGGUGGUUUUUGACGUUGUUGUCUGAAGAUCUUGCUAUAGAAAAUUGGCCAUCUGUGACCUUCAUGAGCGAUAGACAAAGGAGAAUAAUUAAUGUUGUUGCUGAAUUAUUUCCAGAAGCCGAACAUAGAUUUUGUGUCCGACACAUGUAUCAGAAUUUCUUUAGGAGUGACUUUAAGGGUAAGGAAUUGAAAGACUAUUUGUGGGGUGCAGCAAAAUCUAGUCACUUUGCAUCUUUUAAAUAUUGGAUGGCUAAGAUUGAAAAUGCCAAGAAGGAGGCACAUGGAUGGUUGAUGACAAAGUCACCAAACGAAUGGAGUAUAUCUCAUUUUUCAAAUCAAUCGAAGUGUGAGAUGCUCCUUAAUAAUCUUUGUGAAUGCUUUAACAACUUCAUUUUGGAAGAAAGGGAAAAAUCAUUGUUAGAUAUGUUGGUAGGCAUUCAGAUGAAACUCAUCCAUAGAAUUCAGGUAAAGCGAGACUAGUUAAGAUAUUAUAACAAACCCAUAUGUGCCAAAAUACAAAAGAAGUUGGAGAAGUGCUGUGAUGCAGCCCGUGAAUGUAUCUUGAGAUGGAACGGGCUAAACCAAUAUCAAGUUGAGAGUUCAUAUGGAGAAUUUGUUGUGGACAUGGAUAGUCGAACGUGUGCCUGUAGGCGAUGGCAGAUUUCUGGCAUUCCAUGUCCACAUGCCAUUGCUUGCAUUUUGGAUAUGGGUCACAAGAUAAGAGAUUACGUCUCCGACUGGUGUAAGGUUGAGACCUACAUGAGCACAUACGAGAAUGUUAUAUACCCUAUUAAUGGUAAGGCGUUAUGGCUUGAAUGUUCAAAUUUCCCUGUUUUGCCUCCCCCUUGGUAUAUUCCUUCAACAGGAAGAAAACAAAAAAAGAGAAGAAAAGGACCUGAUGAAGAUGGACAAUCCCAGUCACAGACACAUUCACAGUCACAAUCACAAGUAAGAAAAAAGGGUGUUGUAUACAUGACAUGUUCUAUUUGUGGGGAAAAGGAACAUAACAAAAGGCACCAUAAGUUCGUAGAACCAGAAGUUCAUGAAAGCGGAGAGUGGUUAGAUGGAGAUUAGAAGCUGCCAAAGCACCAGCAGGGAUAAAAAUGUGGAUAUCUUUUGGUUUGUAUUUUGUUUGGAAGCAGCCAAGCUAUCUGAUAAAUGUCGGAGUUUGUUUUGUAGUAUUUUGGUUGUCCGGCUAUUUAGAAGAUAUGAUAUGAUUUUGUUUGGAGCAAUGUAAUUACACUUGAAUUUAAUGAG